Molecule: messenger RNA, 1411 nt
Organism: Penaeus monodon (black tiger shrimp)
Lineage: Eukaryota; Metazoa; Arthropoda; Malacostraca; Decapoda; Penaeidae
Product: epidermal growth factor receptor-like
Exons: 3
Coding region: 1-810 (269 amino acids)
Source: RefSeq, a predicted model, not a curated record
AUGGGCGGCUACAGCACCGGCGCAGGCGCGGAAUACAUGUCCGACCGGGCUGAGUCGCAGAACAGCCACAACCUCCAGCGGAAAAGGAAGUACGCGCACCUAGAGGCAGGAGCCGCCGGGUCUCCUGGGCAGAGGCCGCGUGGAGACUCCUCACGUCGCGGUACUGCACGGAUCCCCUCAAAAUAUGCAGAUGUAGGUGAUGACGAGUGCUUCAAUGGCCACGGCUCGCCUCCUUCUGCGCCUAGCUAUGGCUGGGUGGGAGACCUCAGGCUGGACUUGCCCGUGGAUGAGGAUGAUUAUCUCAUGCCUUCAACACAGCCAUCGGGCUUAGCUACUGUGGGUCCAUCUCACCAACACUAUAUGGAUCUCAUGGCAGAUAAUCCAGAUGGACGUCGAAACGAUCACCUGCGUGCAUACAAAGAUCCCAACGCCACAGCCGGGCAGUGGGUCGGAAUGGACAACCCGGUUGUUCAUCACAUGAUGAACAACCGGGCCCAGAUGCAUGCAGGGCGACGCAUCCACCCACAACAGACAGUUGGGGUACCGGUGUUAGAGCCUGGCCGACUCAGCAGUUACGGAGGGAGCAGCGGCCAUAGCAGUGUCAGUAGCAACGGAGGCCCUCAGCAACACCAGCAUCACCAUCCUCACCCACCAGAAAUGGCUCACGAGUAUUACAACGAAAUCUCGUCCCACACACCUCACACACUUGGCCACGCAGUGAAACAACCGUCUGAGUGCUUGGUGGUCUCUGAAGUGUUUGCCUUCUUCCCUUCCAUUCUGAGAACCGUGUUUUUUAAACUGUGUUUAUAGUCUUAAAUCUCUGUGGACGGAAGAUGGUUGUUUCGUGUUCAAAUGUGUCUUUCCCUGGAACUUAUGUUGGACCUCUGAUUGAGCUGAAAGGACAUGGCGAACCAAGGAGUUGUGAUGUACAAUAAUGUGUUGUGAUGUAUUUUAUAGGCGUGAGAUCGAAGGAGACAAAGGCAGACAGGGAGCCACAAGCCAAAGUAGAGAUGGCGAUCAGUGCUAUGGAAUGUAGUGUGACCAAGGGACCACAAGGUGGCAAGAGCAAAGUGCAUUAUAUUCCAUAUACUGUUCUUUUAAAACAUUUUUAACUUGUGAUAUGUGAGGAUGCAAGUUUCUGUGUACAUGGAUUUAAGUGGACUGCAAGAUUUGAGCAACAGCUAAAGUCUAUGGCCAUUUUGUGAAAGUGAAUGCUACUCGUGUGGACAGACAAGACUGAGGGAAAAAGUCUGUCAGCAAGAACUCUUGCAGAGUUCAUCUUAUACUGGGAUUUUAAUAUGGUUUUAUGUAUUUGACCAUUUUGCAUUGUUCCAAUAGUACUGGUGUAUAACCUGUGGACCAACCAGCCCAUGGAAGCUUGUAACUAUUGAUGAUAUUGACAGUUAGACAC